GUGUGUUUUUGUUUGAUACAAUCAAAGGAAGGGAAAGUUGAGUUAGAAGAGAAAGACGAUGUCAGGUCCGCAGUGCUGUUCAAACCCACCAACAUUGAACCCCAGAAGUGGAACUGGUCAUGUUGAGGAGCUUGCUGGCUUCAAGACUUAUGUCACUGGAUCUGUUGACUCCAAGCUUGCUGUUCUUCUUGUCUCUGAUGUUUUUGGAUAUGACGCUCCAAACCUGAGAAAACUUGCAGACAAGGUUGCAGCUGCUGGGUUCCAUGUGGUGGUUCCUGACUUCCUUUAUGGAGAUCCCUUUGUUGCUGAGAGGUCUGAUAGACCUCUAGCUGUUUGGUUAAAAGAUCAUGGACCGGAUAAAGGUUUUGAGGAUGCAAAGCUAGUAAUUGAUGCUUUGAAAAGUAAAGGGGUUUCAGCAAUUGGAGCUGCUGGCUUCUGUUGGGGUGCUAAAGUUGUGGUUGAACUGGCAAAGGAGGCCCUUAUCCAAGCAGCUGUGCUCUUACAUCCUUCAUUUGUGACCGUGGAUGAUUUCAAGAGUGUGAAGGUGCCCAUUGCAAUACUGGCAGCUGAGAUUGACCAGCUAUCUCCCCCAGCACUUGUGAAACAGUUUGAUGAGAUCUUAAAAGCUAAACCUGAGGUUGGCAGCUUUGUGAAGAUAUUUCCUAAAUGUGCUCAUGGAUGGACGGUGAGAUACAAUGUUAAUGACGCAACAGCUGUGUCGUGCGCUGAUGAAGCUCAUCAAGAUAUGCUGAAUUGGUUCACCAAGUAUGUUAAGUGAGCAACUUAUCAGAAGAUGGAAUUAAUGUGUAUUUACCGAGAACUCUGUUGCUGUUAGUGUUAAAUGGCUGAGAAUGUACCUUGGCUUUAAACUAUGCUAGUGUUCCCAAAGAAUAAGAGAGUGAAUUCUAAUGCAUUGUGCCUUAUUGCACGGAUGAGACAACAUUGUAGCACCUAGAAAACCUACAACAAUAUAUGCAUUGUUGUCUAUAUCGUGCCUUUUAGCCAAUGAAUUGAAAUUUCUGUUAUGUGGUUUGACA
This is a messenger RNA of Theobroma umbraticum, 1037 nucleotides long. RefSeq names its product endo-1,3;1,4-beta-D-glucanase-like. NCBI's taxonomy places the organism in Eukaryota, Viridiplantae, Streptophyta, Magnoliopsida, Malvales, Malvaceae. The record is from RefSeq and is a predicted model, not a curated record. Gene Ontology annotation, molecular function: hydrolase activity.